UUGAAUCGAAGUUCGUUUCUAUGCAAGUUUUACGUUCAGGCAAUCCCAAAUCUGAGGUACACUGCUAAUUUUGGUGGGCAAAAAGUGCACUAUACUCUCUAUGAGACAUUCUACAAAUGCAAGAAUGGAUAUGCCUUUUUCGACUCCUUGAAUGGAUCCGAUGUAAUGGCCGCCAAGCAACUUCGUCAGGGUGCUGUAUUUCGACGUCACGGCAUUUCACGUAUAGUACGCAACUUCCAUGUGGAUAGGCUAUUCAAGCAGUCCAUCAGCAAAGCAAUUCAGGCUUUCAAAGAAACGAACGAGGAUCUCGUCGACCUUUUGCCACAGAUCAGCAAUAUUAGAUGGAUUUCAAAUAAGGAUCUUUGGAAGCUCAUCACAGUCGCUCCCCUAUUCCUAGCACGCAUCGAAGAUUUGAUUGCUGAAUUAGAAAAAGCUGAGAAAAUGGUGGGAAGUGAAGUAAAUUCAAUGUAA
Messenger RNA from Angiostrongylus costaricensis, 471 nucleotides. NCBI's taxonomy places the organism in Eukaryota, Metazoa, Nematoda, Chromadorea, Rhabditida, Metastrongylidae. The record is from the annotation of a GenBank genome assembly.